Molecule: messenger RNA, 5112 nt
Organism: Pteropus alecto (black flying fox)
Lineage: Eukaryota; Metazoa; Chordata; Mammalia; Chiroptera; Pteropodidae
Gene: ZBTB6
Product: zinc finger and BTB domain containing 6
Exons: 2
Coding region: 812-2224 (470 amino acids)
Biological process (GO): regulation of transcription by RNA polymerase II
Molecular function (GO): RNA polymerase II cis-regulatory region sequence-specific DNA binding; DNA-binding transcription factor activity, RNA polymerase II-specific; protein binding
Source: RefSeq, a predicted model, not a curated record
UUGGCUUCAGAAGCAAAUCUGGGUUAACCAGAAAUUGUUACUAUGGUCAGUUACUUCCACGAGAACCUGUUGACUCUGGGUAGAACAACAGCUUUUAAAAAUGGGUUUAAACAAUUCUUUCAUUUGGCGAAUACUCGAUGCCUAAGUGCUAGACUUAAGGAAUGCAAAGAUCAGUAAGGCACCGUCCUAAAUACCUCUGCCUAGAUGGGGCACAGAUUUCAACACAGAAAUGAUAAUUGCAAUAAUGAAGGCAGCCAAAGGGUUGACAGGCUCCUAAUUGAGAGCCAGCUAAUUCAGGGGCAGUUCACGAUGGCUUCAGGGAUGACUGAAUUUUGAAGGACAAAGGGUAGGAGGGAUUGGGCAAGCCAGACCAACAGUUUAGAUGGAAGGCCUUCGUUUGCCCGGAACUGGGGGAAGGAGGGUUGGGGAGUGGGCGGAGGAGAACCAAAAAGGAAGCGAUAGGUAGCGUGAAGAGAGCCAGAGGUUGGGGACAGAGCCUGAUGGGGCAUUAGCUAGGCAAUCUCGAAUACUGAUCCCUAUGGCAGUCUUCUUUCCUCCGCCUUUUGAAUUGUAGAUGGCCCAUUAAGGAGAGAGCCUCCCAGCGGUCCUGGCGCAGGAUACUCUGCAAGAAGCGCUGUACCCCAACUUCACAACCCGUCUGCGAUUGGGAAGUUGGGGAGAACUCACGAAGGGCAACGGCUCACGUGCCGAAACUGGGACCGACGAGAUGAGAUUUGCCGGAAUUCGGGGGGCCUUUUUGCCUUUCCAGGGCCGCGGGGUACGGGGUAUGAGGAAGGGAGAAUGACUCAGAAUGUCCUUCCGGGACGCGCAGCCCGCCUGGGGAGGAAAAGAGCUGGUUGACACCGGAUGUGCUUCCUCCCAGGCUAAGCCCACCUUCCGGCCCGGGCUGCCGCUGCCGCGGAAAGCUUGGCUCUGGUUUUCCGAGUGGAUUGUGACCAUGGCUGCUGAGUCUGAUGUUCUGCACUUCCAAUUUGAACAGCAAGGAGAUGUUGUCUUGCAGAAAAUGAAUCUCUUGAGACAGCAGAAUUUAUUUUGCGAUGUGUCAAUUUAUAUUAAUGACACUGAGUUCCAGGGGCACAAGGUGAUUUUAGCUGCUUGCUCCACUUUUAUGAGAGAUCAGUUUUUACUCACACAGUCAAAACAUAUCAGAAUCACCAUCUUGCAGAGUGCAGAAGUUGGCAGAAAAUUGUUGCUCUCUUGCUAUACUGGAGCACUCGAAGUUAAAAGGAAAGAGCUUUUAAAGUAUUUGACUGCUGCUAGUUACCUUCAGAUGGUUCACAUUGUGGAAAAGUGCACAGAAGCUUUGUCAAAGUAUUUGGAAAUUGAUCUUUCUAUGAAAAACAAUCAACAUACCGACCUGUGUCAAUCCUCUGAUCUGGAUGUUAAGAAUGAAGAAGAAAACUCAGAUAAAGAAUGUGAAAUAAUUGAAAUUUCAGAAGAUAGCCCUAUAAACAUAGAUUUCCACGUUAAAGAAGAGGAAAGCAAUGCUUUACAGUCCACAGUAGAGAGCUUGACAUCAGAGAGAAAGGAAAUAAAGUCACCAGAGCUGUCAGUAGAUAUAGGUUUUAAAGACAGUGAAAUUUGUAUCCUCCAUGUGGAAUCUAUCAGUACUGGCGUAGAAAAUGGGCAGUUUUCACAGCCUUGCACCUCUUCAAAAGCAAGCCUGUAUUUCUCUGAAACACAGCAUUCACUGAUCAAUUCUACGGUUGAGAGCAGAGUGGUAGAAGUUCCUGGGAAUCAAGAUCAGGGCUUGUUUUGUGGGAAUACGGAAGGAAGUCAUGGUACAGCGAAUGAGAUUCAAAAUGUGGAGGAUGUUUAUUCACUGAGGCACCAGUGCCCCAGGUGUCCUCGAGGAUUUCUUCAUGUCGAAAACUAUCUGCGCCACCUUAAGAUGCAUAAACUAUUCUUGUGCUUACAGUGUGGGAAAACAUUUACACAGAAGAAAAAUCUCAACCGCCAUAUUCGAGGGCACAUGGGCAUAAGGCCCUUUCAGUGUAGUGUGUGCUUGAAGACAUUUACUGCCAAAAGCACGCUGCAGGACCACUUGAACAUACACAGCGGGGAUCGGCCGUACAAAUGCCACUGUUGUGACAUGGAUUUCAAGCACAAAUCUGCCCUCAAAAAGCAUUUAACCUCUGUCCAUGGCCAGAGCAGUGGUGAAAAAUUACCUAGGCAUGAUCUCAAAAGGCAAAAUCUGUUAUAAUUAGAAUCACACUUGCUCUGUAAGCCUUAUGUCAUUCUAUUAGGCAAGUCUUUCUGUAGACAUGCAACAUUUGUAAUAUUGCAUUUGCCCCCCAUUUUGGGUCUUAUUUUUGGUCUGCCUACAUGUUAUUCUUUCAGAACUACCAGUUCCAAAGUGUAGGAGACAUGAUAAAGCUGAUGGGAUGCUAUCUUGUCUCAUGCAUUAUAUAUAAAUCCCAGUGGUAUACCUAGAGAAAUACUGUUCUUCUUUUAAAUAUUCUUCAUUCUAGUGACAAAGGAUCCAGCAGUAUUUCUGGAUUGUGAUUUUGAGUCUCUAGAUAAUUGAUAAAAGUGCAAAAUCCAACCAUAUAAUAACUUUAACAAAUUAGGAUAAUGGGAAGAGAAAAUAAAUUUUAAAAGUUAUUCAUUAUUAGUUAUUUUAAGAAUAGAUAGGACUAGUGAAUUUUUUUUUUUUAACCAACAGCUAUUGGAUUGUAAACUAAACACCAAGGUACGUGUUGUUUUAAACUCUAAAGGAACACAAUUCAUAUUCACUUGAUUGUAGCAGAAUUUCCUUAUACAUGGGUUAAUAUUCUUUACAGUACUAUUUCCACGAUUUGUUGAUAUAUUUUUUACAAAUGGUUAAUUGGGCCUGAAUGUCUUGAUUUUAUUUAAUGCAGUUUCAUUUAAUAAUUUUGUGGCCAGUAAAAUUAUACCUUUGGCUCAAAGCUCUAAAAAAUUACUUAGAAAUUCCAACUUUACCAAAGAUAUUUGUUCUACUCUUUCUUUUUUUUAAUUUAUUUUUUAUUUAACAUAUAGUAAAAUUGACCUUUGUCAAUUUUGUACCUAUGUAUAGAAAUGGUGUCCUCAAAACACUAGUGCAAACAUCUUUGAGGUCAUCAGGUGAAGAAACACUUCCCAUAUCUAACAGCUUCUCCUUGCUCGUUUCUUGAACAGUGAUGCCCGCUGCUAAACGAUUUGUUUUUGGUGUACAGUUUCAUGAAUUUUAACACAUGUAUAGAUUUGUGCAACCACCACUGCAAUCAGGGUACAGAACAUUCCAUCACCCCACAAAACUCCCUUAUGCUGCCCCUUUGUAGUCAAUUCCUCUUCCUAACUCUUAAGUCCUGGUACCAGUUCUCUAUUGCUAUAGUUUUGCCUUUUCUGUAAUGCCAUAAAUGGCAUCUUAGAGUAUGUUCCCCUUUGAGAUGUUUUUUUCACGUAGCAUUAUGCCUUUGAGAUUCAUCCAUGUUGUGUGUAUCAAUAGUUUAUUCCCUUUCUUAUUUUGAAUUGUCAGUAUAAAUUUUAUUGCUGUCACUAGGUGAACAGUUUAAACAUGAGUAUUCAUGUUCUCGUAAUUAUUAAUAACUUCAUUAACAUUAAUGCAAUUUUUACUUACUAUGUGUUGACAGAAAUUUUAACCAUCUCUAGAGUUUUAUGCUAUCUUUCCAGAAAUGUGCCAAAAGGAAAACUCAACUGUAUUACUUAGAGUGAUAUUUCAGAUUGUGUUAUGAGCCAUCGCUCUCUCAUAUCUUUGUCUACAUGUAGCACAAAACAUUUUUUUGUUGUUUUCGUAAUGCCGAUUGAAAUAUAUUGCAGGGCAAAUCAUAUUCUCUAAAACACAGGAACUACUUUUAGUAAAGAAGCCUGAUUGUAUGCAUCUUGUUUUCAAGAUGUUCCAUUCCACUUCUAGUCACCUCAGCUUUAUGUAGAAUUUCUGCUAUAAUUAGUUGUUGUUGAAGCCCUUCCAUGUUUUAAUAUGUAAUAAUACUUUACCAUUUAUAAGAAUUUUGUGAUGAAUCACAUGUUAAUUGUUAAAAAUGUUAAUUAUCCUUUCUGUGAUAUAUUUGUAAGAAAUAUAUUCUCCAUUGAAUUUUAACUCAGACUAAAGAAUCCAGCUCGUAUUUGAUAAGAAAACUGACUUCUUGACCCCCAGGUCACCAGUUAGUGACACUGGACAGAUCACUUCUUGAGCUUUCCUUAAAUUCAUAUGUAAAAUAAUGACUUUGAUCUUGAUAACUUGUAAGAUUAUUUCCGGGUCUAAAAUUCUAUGAAUUUUAAUUUAAAUCUUCCUGCGUUCCUAAGGACAAGGAAGAAGAGAAAGCAAGAGAGGAGAGUUUGGUGUCUUUAUGAAUGUUGCUAGUUGCAUACUCCGUUGGAGACAAUUUUUCUAAAAUAAAGUGUUUUUCUUCUACUUGAGAACAAAUAAUGUGGCGUGUAAUUUUCUUUCCCAUUUGACCUAUGAUUGGCCAUUUGUAGGCAUGAAAACAUUUUUUUCCCCAGAAAUAGUUUACGAUUGAAAUACUUUUCUUAUUUUUGCUUCCUGGGAUGAAAUUUUCUGUGGGAGGGAUGGAGAUAGGAGGGGCGGGUAAAUGAAUAGUAGUAAACUGUUUUUUUAGGAAUUGUUAUCAACUGUCUUUGAUGUUUAAAAAUUAUUGUUGAACUGUUUAGUUUUACGUGUGCCUUGUAAGAUUCUUGUGAAAUUUUUUGUAAGCACUUUGAAUUUUGCUUGAGGGGAGGGGUAUUUUGUGAAAGUAAUGAUUGUUAUUUAUUAUUUAUUCCUAUUCAGUUAGCACAGAGUGAUCUCAAAACAUUCCUAGAAGAGUGUCUGAUGUGUUUGCAUGAUGUGUUUAAACAAUUUCAGGAAAAUAAAAUCUUUUAAAAUGCUGGUAUGGCAAAGUAAAGUGUUGAAUUUAUUCAUUUAAAAUACUCACUUUUAGUUUGUGUUUCUGAUAUGAUGGAAAAAAUGUAAUAUGUUUGUGUUCAGCCUUUUCAUUUACUGCAUUUAUGUAUAAAAGAUCCUGGAAAGGUAGUUGUUACUUUAAUGUAAGAGAAAAUCUUUUUUUUCCUUGGAUGUACUUAUCCUAUAUGUUUACAUAAGAAAUAAUAAACUGGAGGUGGGAAUGAAAA